AUGGUCGAACCGCCAGCCAAACGCGCCAGAAGGACAGACAGCUCAGCAAUGUGGGAUAUGAAUGAUAAUACCACGCGGUCCGAUGGUGAAUCUAAAGAACUUAGUUCUACUCCGAAAAACAUGGCAGCGGGCAAUGAGGAGGUCUCCAGGAAUGGUCCCAAGGGGGAGCGACAAGUGCGAUCUCGAUCGCGAUCUCGGGACAGAGGGGAGAGACGACGAGACAGAAGCCGGUCAAGGGACAGACGAGCUCGAGAUUACCCACGAGAUACCUGGAGAGAUCUUGACAGAGAUGGUAGAGGCGGCAAAGGUAGAGAGCGGAGCUUGAGCAGGGACAGAUACAGCUCUCGACGUGAUUACGCUUCUAGAUCCAAGAGACACCGCGAGAGAUCUAUUAGCAGGUCGCCGUCGAGGUCACGAUCUCCUGCACGAAAUGGCCGUAGGGCCCGCUCACGAUCACCUACCCGUAGAGGUGGGCCUGACCGGGGAGAUGCAAAAUACAGCCGACGUCGAGGAGACAGCAGAGAACCCAAUGGCCUGUCUGGAUCUGCACGACCGUCCACCAAGUCCGGCCGGCAAAACGAAAUGGAGGUAGACAUACCAGACGAUCCUGACGACCUAGACCAAGUGAUGAUGAGGGCCAUGGGGUUCUCAUCCUUCAAGAGUACGCAGAACACUAAAGUCCCUGGAAACAACGUCUCCGGUGUUCGCAAAGAGAAGAAGACACAGUACAGACAGUACAUGAACCGUGUGGGAGGAUUCAACAAGCCGCUGAGUCCAACUCGAUAA
Messenger RNA from Trichophyton rubrum CBS 118892, 786 nucleotides. RefSeq lists its product as uncharacterized. Gene Ontology annotation, biological process: RNA splicing. Lineage: Eukaryota; Fungi; Ascomycota; Eurotiomycetes; Onygenales; Arthrodermataceae. The transcript is spliced from 2 exons. The record is from RefSeq and is a predicted model, not a curated record. Bases 1 to 786 code for a protein of 261 amino acids. Gene Ontology annotation, cellular component: precatalytic spliceosome.